Soboliphyme baturini is the source of this 671-nucleotide messenger RNA. NCBI's taxonomy places the organism in Eukaryota, Metazoa, Nematoda, Enoplea, Dioctophymatida, Soboliphymatidae. The record is from the annotation of a GenBank genome assembly.
AUGACAAACACCUUUGAACUAAUCUUGCAAUGCACAGCGACGAAAGAACUGCUACGAGAUUGUUCCAACCGGAAGAACGGCCUUCAGAAGAUAGAUGCUGAAAUCUGCGCGGUGAAGGUGAGUGUGAAUAUACGUUCGGGCGGAACGGAAGAGCCAAACGACGAAGUGGAACGACCCGGGCGAUUGGAACCGUCACCGAGCGACCUGUCAUCGACAACGCACAGCCUGACGAUCAGUUUUUCGCAGAUCAUACAUCGGAAACGAAACGUUUUCGGCGGUGGAGUUCGAGAUGACGAAUUGCAUAACGACGACGACAAAGGGGUAGGAACAUCGACACGAUUGGCUGACCGCCUCGCGAUGCACUCAAGCCUCUCUAUCUCUUUCGCCAUCGGCGGCUUCCUCGUCACUCUGCUCGCCUCACGUCAGGCCUGCACUAAACCGAUUUCGCCCGUUGCACUCAGCGACUCGCUGACUGCGAACGACCUCGAAAAGGUCGGAUACAUGCUUCAGCAGCUACGAGACGUAGCCGAGAGAAAAUUCUUCGGCCCCGAAAGCAUCGACUUGAACGCAAACCCUCAGCUCAUGGUAAGAAUGACAAUUUUUAUGUUUUUUGCCAAAUGUAUACAGCAAGCAGCCAGGGUAAGUCUUCAUUAUCCCCACAGGGGUUAGGA